AUGCCGCUCCCCGAGCCGGGCGCCGAGCUCGCCGGACGCGUGGCCGUCGUCACGGGGGCGAGUCGAGGGAUCGGACGCGCGGUCGCCCUCGCGCUCGCGCGAGCGGGCGCGCGCGUCGUGUGCGCGGCGAAGAGCGGUGGGGCAACGUCGACGUCAUCGCUUCCGGGUGACGUCCACGGCGUCGCGCGCGAGUGCGGGAACGGCUCGAUCGGGGUGGUGACGAACGUCUUGGACGAGCGAUCGAUGAUCGCGUGCGUGGAGACGGCGGUGCGGACGUUUGGACGAGUGGACAUCUUGGUGAACAACGCGAGCGCGCUGUGGUGGCAAGACAUCGAGGAUACGCCGACGAAGAAGUACGAUUUAAUCAACGGUGUGAACUCGCGAGGAAGCUUCAUCAUGACGCGAGAGUGCAUGCGGGUGAUGAAGAAGGGGGGGUACGGACGGGUGAUCAAUAUGGGACCGCCGAUUCCUGACGCGAGUCGGUUUCGAGAGUACGAGACCAAGACGGCGUACUACAUCUCAAAGUGCGGAAUGACCAUGGUCGCGCUGGGGGCCGCGGCAGAGGGGCGGAAGCACGGGAUCACUGGGAACUCGCUCUGGCCGGCGACGAUCGUGGAGAGCUUGGCGAGCGAGAACUUUCAGCUCGGCGAGCGCGAUAACUGGCGCAAGGCGGAUAUCUUAGCCGACUGCGUGGUACAACUAUGUCUGGAUGGGAACACCACCGGUCAAAUGCUCAUCGACGACGAGUAUUUACGCACUCGCGGGGCGGUGGACGAAGACUUUGUGAAGUAUCGGUGUAAUCCCGACGUUGAGCCUCCUAGACUUCUCGCGCCGGGAUCUUCCGUUGCUGGUUGGGACGUACGACGAGGCGACGUAAAGGCGCUCGCGAAGGACAAAGCACGCAGCAAAUUGUAA
Ostreococcus tauri is the source of this 915-nucleotide messenger RNA. Its product is annotated as Short-chain dehydrogenase/reductase SDR. The record is from RefSeq and is a predicted model, not a curated record. The transcript has a single exon. Lineage: Eukaryota; Viridiplantae; Chlorophyta; Mamiellophyceae; Mamiellales; Bathycoccaceae. Bases 1 to 915 code for a protein of 304 amino acids.